Molecule: messenger RNA, 1230 nt
Organism: Hydractinia symbiolongicarpus
Lineage: Eukaryota; Metazoa; Cnidaria; Hydrozoa; Anthoathecata; Hydractiniidae
Product: developmentally-regulated GTP-binding protein 1-like
Exons: 13
Coding region: 56-1162 (368 amino acids)
Biological process (GO): cytoplasmic translation
Cellular component (GO): cytoplasm
Molecular function (GO): GTPase activity; GTP binding
Source: RefSeq, a predicted model, not a curated record
UUUUAGAAUUUUAAAAUUCCACCAAAAAAUCAAUAAUACAUAAAAGAAAGCAAAGAUGAGCACUAUAUUACAGAAAAUUGCAGAGAUUGAGUCUGAGAUGGCGAGAACUCAAAAAAACAAAGCUACUAGCCAUCAUUUGGGUACAUUGAAAGCAAAACUUGCAAAAUUAAGACGAGAAUUGAUUGAACCGAAAGGUGGAGGUGGAGGCAAGGCUGGAGAAGGUUUUGAUGUUGCGAAGACUGGUGAUUCAAGAAUAGGUUUCGUAGGAUUUCCUUCUGUGGGGAAGUCAACACUGUUGUCAAAUUUAGCCGGAGUGUACUCUGAAGUUGCUGCCUAUGAAUUUACAACUUUGACCACUGUUCCAGGUGUUAUACGAUACAAGGGUGCUAAAAUACAGUUGUUGGAUUUACCAGGAAUUAUUGAAGGAGCUAAAGACGGAAAGGGAAGAGGAAAACAAGUUAUAGCAGUUGCACGCACAUGCAAUCUCAUUCUAAUUGUAUUGGAUGUGUUAAAGCCGCUUCAUCAUAAAAAGAUAUUAGAGAAGGAAUUGGAAGGCUUUGGUAUAAGAUUAAAUAAGAAUCCACCAAACAUUACUGUACGCAGGAAGGAGAAGGGUGGAAUCAAUUUAACAACUACAUGUGCACAAUCUAUCCUUGAUGCUGACUUCGUCAAAUCCAUCUUGUCUGAAUUUCGAAUAUGUAACGCUGAUGUCACGCUACGUGAAGACGCCACAGAAGAUGAUCUCAUUGAUGCUAUCGAAGGAAACAGGAUAUACGUACCCUGCAUAUUUGUGUUGAAUAAAAUCGAUCAAAUCUCUAUACAGGAAUUAGAUAUUAUUUACAAAAUUCCACACUGUGUGCCAAUCUCUGCGCAUCAUAAGUGGAAUUUCGAUGAUCUGUUAGAGAAAAUUUGGUCGUACUUAGCGCUAGUUCGAAUCUACACGAAACCAAAAGGACAACUUCCUGAUUACACAGCGCCCGUCGUGUUGCAGCAAGGAAAAACCACCAUCGAACACUUCUGUGAAAAUAUACACAAGUCGAUAGCCAAACAAUUGAAAUAUGCGCUAGUAUGGGGAGCAUCGGUAAAACAUCAACCGCAAAAAGUGGGAAAAGAACAUGAACUAAUAGACGAAGAUGUUGUACAAAUUGUCAAAAAGGUGUAACGAAAAAGAUGAAUCAAUACAUUAUUACACAAAUUUGAUAUAUAUCCGAAAUAAAAUUAAUCGAAAGA